Marmota flaviventris (yellow-bellied marmot) is the source of this 513-nucleotide messenger RNA. It is a transcript of the gene Ppp3r2, whose product is annotated as protein phosphatase 3 regulatory subunit B, beta. Gene Ontology annotation, molecular function: calcium ion binding. Lineage: Eukaryota; Metazoa; Chordata; Mammalia; Rodentia; Sciuridae. The record is from RefSeq and is a predicted model, not a curated record.
AUGGGAAAUGAGGCCAGUUACCCAAAGGAGAUGUGCAGCCACUUCGAACCCGAAGAAAUUAAAAGGCUGGGCAGGAGUUUCAAGAAGCUGGACUUUGACAAGUCGGGCGCUCUGAGUGUGAAUGAGUUCAUGUCGCUGCCCGAGCUGCAGCAGAACCCAUUGGUGAAGCGAGUGAUCGACAUCUUCGACACCGACGGCAAUGGAGAAGUGGACUUCACGGAAUUCAUCCGGGGGACCUCCCAGUUCAGCGUCAAAGGGGACGAGGAGCAGAAGUUGAUGUUCGCGUUCAGGAUCUACGACGUAGAUAAAGAUGGUUACAUCUCCAACGGGGAGCUCUUCCAGGUGCUGAAGAUGAUGGUGGGGAACAACCUCAAGGACUGGCAGCUACAGCAGCUCGUGGACAAAACCAUCAUCAUCAUGGAUAAGGACGGCGAUGGGAAGUUAUCCUUUGAGGAAUUCAGUGCUGUGGUCAGAGACCUGGAAGUCCACAAGAAGUUGAUAGUGACUGUGUGA